Molecule: messenger RNA, 1399 nt
Organism: Pseudogymnoascus verrucosus
Lineage: Eukaryota; Fungi; Ascomycota; Leotiomycetes; Thelebolales; Thelebolaceae
Gene: RPS0
Product: structural constituent of ribosome
Exons: 2
Coding region: 72-986 (304 amino acids)
Biological process (GO): cytoplasmic translation; ribosomal small subunit assembly
Cellular component (GO): ribosome; cytosolic small ribosomal subunit; 90S preribosome
Molecular function (GO): structural constituent of ribosome
Source: RefSeq, a predicted model, not a curated record
CGUCUUUUUCCUCCUCAUCUUCCGUCAACCACAACACCACGGUCUUACCAGGUACCAGAUCAACCGUCAAAAUGGCUCCUUCUCAACUCCCCCCGAUCUUCAAUGCCACCUCCCAGGACAUUGAGAUGCUCCUCGCAGCUCAGUGCCACUUGGGCUCCAAGAACAUGCAGGUUCACAUGGAGAACUACCUCUGGAAGACUCGCCCGGAUGGAAUCAAUGUCAUCAACAUUGGCAAGACCUGGGAGAAGAUUGUCCUCGCUGCCCGUAUCAUCGCAGCCAUUGACAACCCCGCCGACAUCUGCGUUAUCUCCGCUCGCCCAUACGGACAGCGCGCUGUCCUGAAGUUCGCCCACCACACCGGUGCCGUCGCCAUCGCCGGUCGCUUCACCCCCGGUAACUUCACCAACUACAUCACCCGCUCUUUCAAGGAGCCCCGUCUCAUCAUCGUUACCGACCCCCGUACCGAUGCCCAGGCCAUCAAGGAGGCUUCCUACGUCAACAUCCCAGUCAUUGCCCUUUGCGACACUGACUCCCCAACUGAGUUCGUCGACGUUGCCAUCCCAACCAACAACAAGUCCCGCCACUCCAUCGGUCUCGUCUGGUGGAUGCUUGCCCGUGAGGUCCUCCGCCUGAGAGGUACCAUCGCCAACCGUGAGGCCGACUGGGACGUCAUGGUCGAUCUUUACUUCUACCGCGACCCUGAGGCCGAGGAGAACAAGGAGAUCGCCGAGGAGGCCAAGGUCCCCGGUGCUGAGGAGGUCGGAGCCGCUGCCAUCGAUACCGGCUUCGCUUCCGCUGGUGCCGCUGACUGGGAGGUCUCCGGCCCAGCUGCCGGUGCUUUCGCUGCCACUGCCGCCGCGACUGGUGCCGCUGCUGCUGCUGGUGCUGGAUGGGAUGGAGAGGCUGGUGCUGAGUGGGCUGCUCAGCCAGCUGGCACCACCGACUGGGCCGCUGCUGACCCAAAGGCCGCCACUGAGGACUGGUAGAUGCCUGUCUUCUAGGUCUUAUUACAGGUCAAACUGUAGAAAAAGAAACGAUUUGCUACCCCAUCAUGUCGUUGCCUGAUUGAGGAUUCGCGUGCCUGACACUUAUGAGGGAAAGAUACUGGGCCGCUGUUGCAGUCGUUCGGCGGUUGAGGGAAAGCCCUGUGCUGGCAUGUGUUUUGAUUCCUUUGUCUUGGGACGCGUACUAUAUGGAAUGCGAAGCUUGUCGGAGGAAUUACGCAAUAAUGCAUUACUGGAAGCUGUCCUCGGCCGCAUCUAUUUUGUGUGUCAUUUGGUGCCAUUGUGUGAUGUGUAUGUGACUAGUGUUUCUGCCUUGGUGCUAUGUUCCGUAAGCUGUCUCUAUUCCCCCUGGCAUAUCUAUUGUACCUUCCUACGAUAACAUGAAUGCUUCUCCA